Molecule: messenger RNA, 2051 nt
Organism: Rubroshorea leprosula
Lineage: Eukaryota; Viridiplantae; Streptophyta; Magnoliopsida; Malvales; Dipterocarpaceae
Source: the annotation of a GenBank genome assembly
CUUCAAGAUUUAAGAUAUCAAGAUGGAGAUUGACAACUUAAAUGGAAUUAACCCAGUUAACGUGAGUAAUGUAGUUGAUGUUGAUGUAUCAAUGGUAGAUAGUGCUACUGGGUUACACAACAAUGAUGGUGAAGGUGAGAAUCUUGGAAAGAAAAGAAAAGGUAUACGAAAAAGGUCAAAGGAUUGGGAGUUAGAGAAAAUUUAUACAAUAACGGUUGAUAGUGCAUCAGCAAAUGAUGGACUUGUGAGAGUUUUAAAAGAUGCAAUGAACAAAUGGGGAACUACUAUUUUUGGUGGGAAAGAUAUUCACAUGAGAUGUGUAGCCCACAUCAUAAACUUGGUUGUUGGUGAGGGUACCAAAGAGAAAGAGAUGAAUAAGUCUAUGACUACCAUUAUUGUUGUAGUCAAGUAUGUUAGGCAGAGUCCUAUGAGGUUAAAGCGAUUUAAGGAGGCUUGUGAGUGGGCAGAAAUUCAAUCUAAGAAGCUGCUGUGUUUGGACGUCCAAACAAGGUGGAAUUCACUUUACUUAAUGCUGGACACUGCUGAGAAGUUUGAGGAAGCUUUUGAGAGGUUGAUCAUAUACUUAAAAAAUGGGAACUGGAUGUGGAUCUUCAUGAUAUUGCUGUACAAGAAGUUUAAAGCUGCCAACGGUAGAAGAGUAGAAAAAAUAGAGUUGGAAAAGUACUUGGAAAAAGAUUCCAAGGAUGAAGACGAAGCCAUUGACGUUCUUCAGUGGUGGAAGAUGAAUGAGCAUAGAUUUCCAAUGUUAGCAACAAUGGCAAGAGAUGACUUGGUAGUCCUGAUAUCUACUGUUGUUUCUAAAUUAGCAUUCAGUUCUAGUGGUAGGGUUCUUGAUGCUUUUUUAUCAUCGUUGACACCAAGAAUGGCACAAGCUCCCAUUUGUGCACAAGAUUGGUUGAGAGAUAAGGCUGAUUCUAUUUCUAAUAUGGAGGAGGACUUGGACAAAUUGGAUAGUUUAGAGAAAGUUAAUAUAUUACAAGUUUUCUUUUGGGCAAAUAGGUUUCUUUUGGACAAACUGAAUUUCUUUUGGACAGUUUCAAAGUUAGUGAGAGAUGACAAUUGGACAUAACAUGCAACCCAUGUUAAGGAAAAAUGGUGAUUUUCUGAACUUAAAUCACUUGGUAGUUGGUAUCAAUAGUAGAUUAGUUUAGCUAAUGUUUAUGUUACAACUUAGGUUUAUUAUUUUGUUAUUACUCUAAACUAUCUUAGUGUUUGAACCACAAAAUUUGUAUUUAAGUAACAACUUGUGAUAAGGUGAUGCAAUAUAGGUACUUGAUGAAAUAUAUGAUAUUUUUAAUUCUAAUUAGUAGUUUAUUAUUAAUUCUUUUUUUGUUGUUUUAUAUUUUAUUUUUGGACAUUAUGUGAUUAGUUUUCAUGUUCUGUUGAAAGUGAAUAUGUUUAUGUUGAGUGCACUGUUUUUUUGUUUCUCUUGGAUUGAUUGAUGGAGUUUUGGUUCAAGUUUUUAUAUAAAAUUGAUUUUUUGUUGUUUUAUGUUUUAUUUUUGAAUAUUAUGUGAUUAGUUUCAUGUUCUGUUGGAACUGAAUAUGUUUAUGUUGAAGGCAUUGUUUUCUUGUUUCUCUUAGAUUAAUUGAUGGAGUUUUGGUUCAAGUUUGGAUAGGUAAAUUGGUUUUCUAUUGUUUUAUGUUUUAUUUUUGGACAUUAUGUGAUUAGUUUUCAUGUUUUGUUGGAAGUGAAUAUGUUGUGCAUUCUUUUCUUAUUUCUUUUGGAUUGAUUGAUUGAGUUUUGUUUCAAGUUUGGAUAGGUAAAUUGGUUUUUUGUUGUUCUAUGUUAUAUUUUUGGACAUUAUGUGAUUAGUUUUCAUGUUUUGCUCGAAGUGAAUGUUUAUGUUGAGUGCAUUGGUUUUUUUAUGGAGACAGGUCGUUGAUGCACUAUUCAAUGUUGUAUCAACAUCACCAACAAAAGCAGUUGCAGUAGUUGUUCUUCAGGUCCAAAUUUUGUUCAACUUGUAAAAAAAUGGUUUUGUUUUGUUUAUGGUUGCUAACCUGUAACAAUAAGUCUAUGCUAAAAGG